Molecule: messenger RNA, 1227 nt
Organism: Triticum dicoccoides
Lineage: Eukaryota; Viridiplantae; Streptophyta; Magnoliopsida; Poales; Poaceae
Exons: 3
Coding region: 1-1227 (408 amino acids)
Source: RefSeq, a predicted model, not a curated record
AUGGCGUUCCGCACUCACGCUGCCUUCGCCUUCGCUGCUCGUGGACCACAGCGACGAUCCCGCCAAGCGCUGCAUCACCACGCCGUCAAUCGUUGUACCACUGUAGCCUCGAUCCUCAAGCUUCACUCCCUUGGGCUCAACCCCAUCCCUUCAGGCAAGCUCGGCCCUGCCGCAUUCCCCUCCUUCAAGCUUACCACAAUCCCCUCGGUUAGGACCUUUCUUGGUUGCUGCGGCGGAUGGCUUUCCCUCUUUGUCUGCGUCGACGAUGGUUAUAGUCUGCUCAGCCUCAUCCACCCCGUGAUGGCCGCUGAGAUACUCCUGCCCCCGCUUAUCUACGUCAUGUGUCUUGUCUCCAAGAUGGUCUUUACACCCAACCCCACAACAAACGACUUCCUAGCCGCUGUGAUAUGUGACAUCAAUGGGUUCGCCUGCGUCACCGCCGGGGUCAGGAGGUGGGAUGUCCUUGACCCCAUCCGUCUCGAUGAUGGGGACCAGAUCGCCGACCUCCUCUACCACAUAAAUGAUCUUCCGCCGGAGCUUGUGUGCUGCAUCGCCGAUGGACUCGACGACCUCAAGUGCUACGCGAGUGCGCACAGAACUUGCCCGAUAUGGCGUUCCGCACUCACGCCGCCGUCACCGUCGCUGCUCCUGGACCACAACGACGAUCCAGCGAAGCGCUGCAUCACCACCGCCAUCAAGCAUCAUACCACUGUAGCCUCGAUCCUCACGCUUAGCUCCUCUGAGCUCAACAACAUCCCUUCAGGCAAGACCUGUCUUGGCUGCUCUGGCGGAUGGCUGGCCCUCUCUGUCUGCAUCGACGGUGGUCAUAGUCUGCUUAGCCUCUUCCACCCCAUCAUGGCCGCUAAGAUCCUCCUGUCCCCGCUGAUCUACGACGGCCGCCUCGUCUCCAAGAUGGUCUUUGAACCCAGCCCCACCAGUGACGACUUCCUGGCCGCCAUGAUAUGUGACAUCAAUAGGCUAGCCUACAACACCACUAGGGCCAGGAUGCGGGUCAUCCUCGACCCCAUCCGCCUCGCCGAAGGAGACCAGAUCACCAACUUGCUUUACCAUAGAAAUUGUAUGGUUAAUUGCAUCACUCGGUUUGGAGAUGUCCACGUGCUCCGCCUGCCGCAGCACCACCGCCGGGAACCUAUCAUCCUCGAGGGCCACACAUUAGCACAUCUUGUAGUGCAUAACAAGCGGAUCGUCCAGAUGCACGGGACAUGA